This is a messenger RNA of Cylicostephanus goldi, 123 nucleotides long. The record is from the annotation of a GenBank genome assembly. Lineage: Eukaryota; Metazoa; Nematoda; Chromadorea; Rhabditida; Strongylidae.
AUGAAGGCUCCUGGUCGAAAGAUUUUGAGUGAUCCUAUCAGAAAUGAAAUUGAUUUUAAACUUCACCCGCUAGCUACGCAACAAACAAAAAAUGAUCAGAUGGUCCGCUUCCAGUGUAAUAAG